Molecule: messenger RNA, 426 nt
Organism: Fusarium musae
Lineage: Eukaryota; Fungi; Ascomycota; Sordariomycetes; Hypocreales; Nectriaceae
Exons: 2
Coding region: 1-426 (141 amino acids)
Source: RefSeq, a predicted model, not a curated record
AUGGAGAGAACUCGUUCACACUCUCGCGGUCGUCCUACCGACGCAGACAAGAAACGGUACGAGGACGAGUCCAUGACUCGCGAAAGCUCUGUCGGCGAAUGCGACCUCAUCUGCCCCCAGCCUACCAAGGUCCAACCUUGGAAGCAGGCUCUCCAAGUUGAGAAAGACUCUGGAACCAACCCCCUUCUUAACUGGGAGCCUAACGCUAUGGACUUUGGUGAGAAGCCUUGGCUCAAGAUUGACUGGUCCAAGAUUGAAGGGACUGGACCUGGAGGAGUUCGUAGCAAAUCUCCCGAUCAGAUGUGUGGCUAUUCUGUUGGAAACCUCAAGCUUCGAUGUGUCAAAGCGCACGUCUCGGCUUGGUCCUUGAACGCCACGGAUGUCAGCAAGCGCCCAACUCUGGCCAUCCUUGUCCGUGCGGGGUGA